Messenger RNA from Macrosiphum euphorbiae (potato aphid), 258 nucleotides. The record is from the annotation of a GenBank genome assembly. Lineage: Eukaryota; Metazoa; Arthropoda; Insecta; Hemiptera; Aphididae.
AUGUCGUCUUACCACACUUGGUUACGAGUGGUUUUGGCGUUCGCCCUGUUGGCCGUCGUCUAUGGGGCGCCCAUCUGGGAAGAGCUGUUCGGAUUUCCGCCCCGUCAGCACUACCACCGCAACUCACAGCCGACGGCUAGGACGCCGAAGGCUGGCGGCAAGGAGAAGUACAAAGCCACUUGUUGGGUCAUCAAUGCGGACAACUAUGCUUUCCCGGGUCAGUCGCCUUACCCUUCGGCCCCGCUGUGCCCCUACUGA